UAUAUAUAAAGAAAUAUGGAAUCAAGCACUGCACCUCCAGUAAAACCUCCUCGAGGAAUUAAGCCCUCGAAGGAAACUAGUGGUUUAUUAAUAACUGUGAUUCGUGCUCUCUCGGCGAGUGAGACUAACGAACAGAGAGAAGUAGAAAAGGCAAAACUUGAAAAAGAUUAUAAGCGUUGCGAUCAAAGACUCGACGAACUUGUUUCGACUCACGAAGAAGAUCUUACAGAAGUUAUGAGAAUUUUUGGAAUAUUAUCCGAACAAGUAACAGCAGCUCGUGAAAGAAUUCAUUCCGUUAAAGAAAAUUUAAAUGCAUGUAAGCAGUUGCUAAAUUGUAGAAGAGAAGAAUUAAUGAAAUUAUGGUUAGAAGGAGUUGAACAUAAGCAUGUUUUACAGCUUUUAAAUGACAUUGACGAAUUAAAAGGAAUUCCAGCUAAAUUAAGCAGCUAUUUAGAAAAGAAGCACUACUUACAUGCAACGCAAUUACUUGUUUCUGCUCUUUCAAUGGGUGAUAAAGUUUUAGAAGGUGUAGAAGCUCUGCGAGAAGUGCGAUCGGAAUUAGAAUCUAAAAAACAAAAACUCAGUAGUAAAUUAUUAGAGGAAUUAAAUAACCAUUUAUACAAAGAACAAUUGGUAGAAACGGGUCUAAAACGACAGGGUUCAAAUAGAGAUUUUCAACGUGGAAAUGAAGCACGUAGUUCAAAAGGUAAUAAAGUAAAGAGAAAUUUACUUGAUGUUGCUGUUCCUGGUUAUUUGUCUGGUCAAAUUUCUAGAAAAACCAGUAAUGUAGGAUUGGAAGAUUUAAAUAAUCUUGUUGAGGAUGAAGGUAAUUUAAAUCCUGAAGAAAAUUCUGAACACUUUUUGGCAAUUAUUAUCGAAUGCUUAGCUUUAUUAAAUCAAAUUCCAGAAGCUAUAGAAGUUGUUAAAGCACAAAUGCAAAAUGAAUUAUUAAAAAUUAUCGAGGAAGCAUCAAAAAAUAUCAAAGAAUUACCGAAUAAAGAAAUGCCUCUAAAUGUGAGAGUUCAAACAAAUUCUGCUCUGGAGGAAGAACCAACGAGUCAAUCUCCUCUCUUAGAGCUUCUGAAUAUAAUAUUUGAACGCUUUCAACAAGUCAUCGCAUCACAUUCCUUAGCAUUAUGUGGAUUUACUCAUGUAAUUAAAAAACAUAAUUUAGAAACAUCUCUUUAUGGAAUAACCGAUGUUUGGAAUAAUAUUCAAGCAGUGAUUCAGAUACUAUUAACGGAGUAUCUUGAUGUACAAAAUAUGGUUGACGGACCUUUCCAAUCUUCUGUUUCAUUAAACGAACAAACUAACGAUAUUAAUGUCUACUUUGCUAAAAAAAGGCCACAAAGACCAAAAAAUGGCUUACUUUUUAAGUUUGAUUCAUCUACACAUACCAUGUCUUUUAAUAAUUAUCUUAAGGAUCAUAGCUAUAGUAGCCUCACGUCAGCCGAAAAUAAACAAUCAAAAUCUAAUAAAAAAUUAGUUUGUAAACCAGAUCCAAAAAAUAUAACACUUAUAUUUAGACCAAUAAUGCAGUUUAUUGAUGAAAUUGAACGGGCAAUGGGAGUUACUACAGGGAAUUCAAUGUGCACUUUAAGCAACUUUUUAGCGGAUUAUGUUAAAGAAGUAUAUCUUGGACGACAUCAUGUACUAGUUGCAACGACUAUAGAAGCAGCGACAAAAAGUCCUGAUUCAUGGCUUGCUACAACAUCUCCAGAACUGAUGAGAGAUAUUGGGCUAAAUAGGCCAUUGUUACAGAGUACCGUGAAAGUUCAACAAUGCGUUGCGGAGCUUCGAUUGCUUAUGAUUGCAUUACCAUUACAAGGCGAACAUUUUUGUACUUUGGUUUUAAAUGUUCUACACAAUUACCGCGAGACAUGUCAAAAUGCUUAUCGAGAUAUUGUCCAACCGGAUAGACACGACAGAUUAAUUUGCUCUGCCGCCUGGCUCAAGGAUGAGGAUAUUAGUAGAUUUAUUAAAUCACUGCCGAAUUGGGAAAGCAUGAAAAGCCAAGUUCAAUAUUAUCAAGCGGGUCCUUCUAAUCGUAGAGUAAAUCGAAGACAAGAAACUCACGACGAAGAAAGUCCGGACGAUGUUCGUGAACGAAAUUUAAAAGAAGCUGAAAUACUUGCGAGUAAUUUAGGAGAAGGUGGCGUUGGCGCUAACGAGAUCAUUUCUGACAUUGAACAAUUACGAAGCUUAUCAUUAUUACAAGAAAGUGUCGAGUGGUUUUCCUUCUCAAUUCGAUCAUUAAUAAGGGAAUUACAACAGUCUAAUCAUGAAAGGAACAUCGAUGUAAAUACAUUACCACCAAUCCCUAAUUCUCUCGUUCAAUACCUAGAACAAGUGGCUGAUGAAUACGACGAGCUUGCCAAUACCUGCAUAUUAGUAUUACAUUUAGAAGUUAGAGUACAAUGCUUUUAUUACCUUCAUCCAAGAGCUAAAACGAGUCUCUUGUGUACCGGCGCCAAAGAUCCCGAUGAAGCAGAUUCGCGUGUUGAAGAACUUAGUCGGGUUUUACAGCAUAUGGACGAAGCCUUCCAAUCGACGCUUCAUCAAAAAAAAACUAAGUAUAUUUUCGAGGGUCUAGGACAUCUAAUAGCUAAAAUUCUUAUCACAUCUGGACAAUAUAUCGAACGAAUAGAUAAAAGUGGAAUACAGAGAAUGUGCCGAAACGUAUUCACUUUGCAGCAGACUCUAACGAACAUUACAAUGACUCGAGAACUGGCACUCGAUCAUGCGCGACAGUAUUUUGAACUUUUUUAUGAAACCCCAGAAGAGAUUCUUAAUAAUAUGUUAGAAAAUGGGCCUCAAUUUUCAGAGCUUGAAUAUAUUAAUGCUUUUCAGUUGAUUGCCAGAAGUCAACAAGAGUAUGUAAUGGUUAAUAAGAAUCUCGAGAAGCUUUCGGAAAUACUUGGAGACGUUGGAGUUACGGUAUGACAUGACGUUAACUAAUAAGCAGUUGAAUUUCUAGUUAAAAUUUAAGUACUGCAGAUUGUUCCAUUAAUAAAAACAAAAAUAAAAAAAAA
This is a messenger RNA of Ceratosolen solmsi marchali, 3032 nucleotides long. RefSeq names its product exocyst complex component secretory 8 (gene Sec8). Gene Ontology annotation, biological process: chemical synaptic transmission; exocytosis; Golgi to plasma membrane transport. Bases 16 to 2943 code for a protein of 975 amino acids. Lineage: Eukaryota; Metazoa; Arthropoda; Insecta; Hymenoptera; Agaonidae. Gene Ontology annotation, cellular component: growth cone membrane; synapse; exocyst. The record is from RefSeq and is a predicted model, not a curated record. The transcript is spliced from 13 exons.